Messenger RNA from Cokeromyces recurvatus, 1212 nucleotides. Its product is annotated as translation protein. Lineage: Eukaryota; Fungi; Mucoromycota; Mucoromycetes; Mucorales; Mucoraceae. The transcript is spliced from 2 exons. Gene Ontology annotation, molecular function: GTP binding; translation elongation factor activity; GTPase activity. The record is from RefSeq and is a predicted model, not a curated record. Bases 1 to 1212 code for a protein of 403 amino acids. Gene Ontology annotation, biological process: translational elongation.
AUGCUGGGUGUCCUCACAAAGGGUAUUUUAGAUGAUGGUCGUGGAAAGGCUCGUGUUAAUCUCUUUCGUCACAAACAUGAAAUUGAAUCAGGUCGUACUUCUAGUGUAGGAGGAGAAAUUCUCGGAUUUGACUCAUGCUCAAGACCUAUUUUACACACUAGCACCAAUAAAAAACUAACUGCAGGAUGGGAAGAAAUUACUCGAAAGGCAGCUAAAGUCUUGAGUUUUGUUGAUCUUGCAGGUCACGAAAAAUAUUUAAAAACAACUGUGUUUGGUAUGACUGGAUCUGCCCCAGAAUUUGCCAUGUUAAUGGUAGGCGCCAACGCAGGCAUGAUUGGUAUGUCCAAGGAACAUUUAGGUCUGGCCUUAUCAUUAAGUAUCCCUGUUUUGGUUGUUAUUACGAAAAUUGAUCGAUGUCCUGAUCAUGUACUUCAAGAAACAUUAAAAGAACUUGCUACCAUUCUCAAGUCCAAAUCAUGUCGUAAAAUACCAUUAUUUAUUGAGAAUAAUCAUGACGUUGUUAUGACUGCUCAAAACUUUGUUAGUGAAAGACUUUGUCCUAUUUUUCAAAUUAGCAAUGUGACAGGUCAGGGGCUCGAUCUUGUUCGCAACUUUUUAAAUAUUUUGCCUUCUUUAACUCAAUAUGCCGUUACAGAACCAUUUUUAUACGAAAUCAAUGAAACUUAUUCAGUCCCUUUUGUGGGUACUGUUGUAAGUGGUAUUAUUAAAUCGGGUGUUAUCCAUGUAGGAGACAAAGUUCAAUUAGGACCUGAUUAUAAUGGUCAAUUCGUGACAACAACCAUUAAAGGAAUUCAUCGAAAACGAGUGGCGGUACCAGCUGCUAAAGCCGGUCAGUCUGUUACUUUUGCUCUCAAAAAUGUGCGGAGAAAUACGGUUCGUAAAGGCCAAGUCUUGUUACCGUCUGAUACAUCACCGCAUUGUUCAAGACGAUUUGAAGCUGAAGUGUUAGUACUUUAUCAUUCAACUACAAUAAAAUCCAAAUAUCAAGCAAUGGUCCACUGUGGUGCAGUUAGACAGACGGCUAGUAUUAUUCUUACAACAACAACUGAAAAGGAAGUACUUCGGACUGGAGAUCGUGCUAAAGUUGUAUUUGAAUUUGUCAAGAAUCCUGAAUAUUUAACAGUCGGUACUCGAUUGAUUUUCAGAGAAGGGCGAACAAAAGGUGUAGGAAAAAUUACUAAAUUACUUUAG